GACCUACAUAGAAUGUACAAUUUAUGUAAACAAUACAAAUUUAGAACUUAACACAUGUUGAUUAGUCCUGAGUUAUAGAGGUUAUGUCUCUGCCUCACUAUAUAAAUGUAAAGUAAACACUACACAGCUGUAGGACUGGGCCGUCUGGGAAUGAAAGAUCUCGCCCUCCCCUACUGAUCACAUGGCUCUGCCAUUUACUCAGGUUGCAAGGGGCUGGCCCUCACACUCGCCUCGGACUGAAACUGUGUGCUUGUGUGACAUUGUGUCUGGGUUGUGUGUGUGUGUGUGUGUGUAAGAGGAGAGAGAGGGAGAGAGCGAGAGGGAGAGAGAGAGAGAGAAAGAGAGAGAGAGAGAUGCACCUGUGCCCUUGCACCUUCCCUUUCAGGAGCCAUACUGAAGGAGAGGUUUAGACAGACUAUCAAGAACAGUCGGAGAGAACAGAGAAAGAACUCACUGAAAUUACAGAGCAACAUGAUUUUCAUAAGAGAGCACAUGUUACAUUGUACCAUCGCCUGACACCUGACAUUGCUGGGACACUGUUGCGUCUGAAGUGACUGGCUUUCAAGAGGACAGAGGAACCACCAGCCCUUCAUUAUUUAGGUCUCUGCUUUCAGUUCCUGUUCGUUGUCAUGGCCGACCCAUCCUGGUGGAAACUGACCUUCCUGCGCAAGAAAAAGUCUGAGGCUAAAGUCCUGUAUGAGAUCCCGGCCGAGUUUACCUGCAACACGGACAACAAGGAUGUCCCAUGUUCUGACCCCACGGACAGCCAGUUCAAUGCCAGGCUGGAGAAGAUCGUGGACAAGUCUGCCACCAAGGGCCGCCAUGUCAAGGUCUCCCACUCCGGCAGGUUUAAGGAGAAGAAGAAGAUCCGUGCCACGCUGGCCGAAAACCCCAACCUCUUCCCCGAACACAACAACAUGGCCGACGAGAACCACGUGACAACCACAGACUAACUCACUCCAAAAAAAACACAGACUAAUGUUGACAUAAACACUCAAACAUUUAUGAAAUUUUUGUAUGCAGAUGUAUAAGUGUGUGCUGUUAUGUGUAGAUAUACAGAAUGAUUCACAGGACUAAAGCUUUAUUCACGCACUUAAAUUAAUGAGAAAUGAUAUGUGACUGCUCCUCACUUAUACUGGAAGACACUGGGAUGUCCUUUUGUACUGUGUACAGUAAGUCUGUAACACAGGGGAGGUGUUCAUUUACAUACUCACUCACAAAGGCUUUUUGAUUAGUAUCCUAUUUCUUGAUAGCAUGGGACCUUUCCUGAUCUUUCCAUCAGCUGGGGAUUUCUGCAAGACAAUUGCAUAGUGUUGAUCAUGUGUAUAGUUCUCCACAUGUAUGGUGGGUGAGUACUGUUGUCACGCAUUACAUGAUUACGACUGUUUGUGCUCUUGCCUAGCCCAGUCAAAGAAAUGAAGUACAGUUGAUGGGAUGCUGAUUGCAGUGCUUGUUAAUGCUUCAGUGAAUGACAUGAUGAUGUUGGGGCUUGUUUAGGUAGCCUCCUCUCCACUCCAGUUUUAUCUAACUGAGAUUACUCUUAUCUCAGUUUCAGGGAUAGCCGCAUCAUUUUACUCUGACAAUCAGGGAGUGGUUGGGAGGGAACUGGCUAUCGCAGGUGGAUAUAUUUAUGAUCACUGGAGUGAGAUUAAGAGGGUACCCCUCUUGCUGUUUGUCUGGAAGUCUAGCAUCAUUUGUUCGAACCUCUGAAAGAACCUUUAAAGAAGACUUUUCAUAAAAUCAUCUACAAGUGAUGUGUGUCACACACAUA
Clupea harengus (Atlantic herring) is the source of this 1771-nucleotide messenger RNA. RefSeq names its product proline rich 15 like b (gene prr15lb). The record is from RefSeq and is a predicted model, not a curated record. Lineage: Eukaryota; Metazoa; Chordata; Actinopteri; Clupeiformes; Clupeidae.